AUGGAGUUCAGAGAUGAGAGCGGUUUCCCUUUACUUUCAUCCUACUUCUCCGGUGCGAAGCAGCAGGCUCCUCCGGAGAGUCUCAACCAGAAUUCACGUUUUUACAGACCCCCCUCAUCACCUCAUGGUAACUACAAGCCAAACACACUCUACAACAACCAUUUUCACUUUCAGAACCAAGACAGGGGGAUUGAUCUGAAUUACUCCGAUCAAUACCACCACACCUCUCCUCUCCUCGGUGGUACCACCAUUGAGGGCUCUUCAUCAAACCCCUUCGGUGGGGUUGAUCUCCCUACCAUCGAAGGGUUCAGUCCUUUUGAUGCAUGUUACAAUCAUCCCAACGAUGUCAAUGUUUUCCCGUACGCCUCCGCGGCAGCUGUUUCGUUUUCUGACAGCCAGAAGGCUGUCAUGCAUGGCGGUUGGGAGGAUUACGAUGAUGAGGAUCUUCGUCAUCGUCACCCCCACAACCACCACCAUCAGAUGAGCUCUGUUGCACAAGAGGGUAGCUGUGUCCAGCUUCCACCCCUCAUCAAUUACCAAGACAUCGAAUCAGCUGCUCCUAGGGUUAUGCGGCCAGCAGUUGAUGAGUAUUCAUGCAACAUGGCCUAUAUGGAGCAUGAUCAGCUCAGCAAGAAGAAACGAUAUUAUGUGAACAAGGCCAGCAAGCAGCAAGAGGAUGAUGAGGGGACUCUUAUCAAAGGCCAAUGGACCGAAGACGAGGACAGACUGCUGGCACAGCUGGUACAGAAGAACGGGAUGAAGAAGUGGUCUCUAAUUGCUGCGAAGCUGAAUGGGAGAGUAGGAAAACAAUGCAGAGAAAGAUGGCACAACCACCUGCGCCCUGACAUUAGGAAAGAAAUGUGGAGUGAAGAAGAGGACAAGAUCCUCAUAGAAGCGCAUAUGGAGUUGGGAAACCGGUGGGCUGAGAUCGCUAAGAGACUGCCGGGGAGAACGGAAAACACUAUCAAGAACCACUGGAAUGCCACCAAGAGGAAGCGAUACAUCAAGAGAAAACCCAGUACCAAAAUCAACCUCAACGUCAAAGGCAACUCUACCAGCACUGUUAAUGAGAGCAUCCUCCUCUCCAAGUACAUCAAGAGUGUGGAGAGAUCUGAGGAAAGGAAGAACGGCAAAGUUGCUGCAAUGGAUUAUGGUGAGCCAUCAAGUCCAGCUGACUCCAAGGUCUAUCGUCGCAGGUUUGAAAGGAAGAAGGAGAAGUCUACUGCAGUGUAUGAUAUUCCUGACUACGAGGUCUAUCCGUCCAAGUCCAACAAGAGCGUGGUGAAAUCCUCGGCCAAAGCAAGAAACAAGGGCAAGGUUACUGAAGAGGUGUAUGAGCAAUCAAGAGGUCUGUUUGAUUUACCUGACUCCGAGGUGUAUCGUCCCCAGUUCGAGUCCAGCCCCAAUGCAUGGCUGGCUUCGUUGAGAGCCGCCGCGGCUGCUAGGAAGAAGCAGCAGGAUGACUCCAGUGUGGAGGCAACUAUGGGGAGCAGCAGCUCUUAUCUGUCCUCCAUGUAUUCUGAGUUUAACGGGUACGGCAAUGACACUCGUCUCUCUUUGGAGAUGAAUGGUUAUAUGCAGGAGCAGGCUCAGUCAAAGAGACCAGAUGUGGAUUUGGUGGAGAUGAUCAAUAAUGCAAAGCGCCAUUAA
Fragaria vesca subsp. vesca is the source of this 1650-nucleotide messenger RNA. RefSeq lists its product as uncharacterized. The coding region runs from base 1 to 1650 and encodes 549 amino acids. Gene Ontology annotation, cellular component: nucleus. NCBI's taxonomy places the organism in Eukaryota, Viridiplantae, Streptophyta, Magnoliopsida, Rosales, Rosaceae. Gene Ontology annotation, molecular function: DNA-binding transcription factor activity, RNA polymerase II-specific; RNA polymerase II cis-regulatory region sequence-specific DNA binding. The record is from RefSeq and is a predicted model, not a curated record. The transcript is spliced from 3 exons. Gene Ontology annotation, biological process: regulation of DNA-templated transcription.